AGAUCUUAUACAAAGAGAAUAGAAUUAGUCAAAUCAACAAAUUCUAUCCUCUAUAUGUAAUCCACACGAUGAUCAUGUACGAAAUUUAUUUAUCAAUCAAGAUGGCAAGAUCGUUGUCAAAUUCGAUAAUUACCCAGCCAAGGACGCAACCACUGAAAUCUAGGCAUACUGUUACUGACUCUCGUUGAUGCAGAAACCAUUGUUGUGAUCACAAUUGCAUUCCAUUGAGCACUUCCCAGGUUUGUAAGUCAAGAGGGAUGAGAAGUUGGCGAAGGCGGCGAGAAUGGAUAGCGAGGGGAAGGGGGCAGAUGGGGACGGCGGCGGGAAUGGAUUGCAAGAGGGACUGUACUGGUUCGGUGUCGGCUGCGGUUUCGGUCAACCCGUACCGCAAAACCGCAAACCGUUUAAGAAUUAUACCGCAAUUGAAACCACAAUCUUAAUUGUGCCCUUUGGAUUGACCGCAUAAGCGAUUUGGAGCGGGCGGAGCGGUUUGGACCGCACCAACGCCCACUGAUGACUCGAUAUUUGCACAUGUUUUCCCCUUUGUUUCUUGAUCAUUUAAGCUUGCAUUGUCACUUCUUUGGCCUAUUUUAUGCUAGGUUGUGUUCAUUUGUCACAUUUCAGGCCCUAGCACAUAAAGUGAAGCGUAGGCACAACUUUCAAGUCAAUCGGAGUCAUUUGGCAAUUCGGGAGAAGAAACACGAGCAUGACCUGAGGAAUAAUGGAUUUCUACCUCAUAUAAUGGACAAAUUAUCAUGAAAAUUUGUUAUGAAAAGAAAGAGGACGAGACUACGAGCGUCUGGGUUCAAACGGCGACUGAUUUGGAGUCCGGACGAGGGAGAAACGAAGCUUUGAACAGGAGCAGAGGAAGAAUUACGGGCAGGAUAAUUACGACCGUAAUUUCCCCUCCCAUGCCCGUAUUUUCACUGCCGAGAGGAGCUUUGGGUGCGCUGAAACUUAACCAAAACGCGUGUUUUGGGCAAAAUACGGGCAUGGAAGAAUUAUGACCGUAAUUCAGCCCGUAAUUCGCCCAGAAUCGGGUUUUUGAGGCAGAUUCGAGCCAAAGGAAAGAGAGAGCUGGGGUUUUGGUUCCAAAACACCCAAGGGACGAACCCUAGAGAGAGAGAGCGACUUGGGAACAUUCUUGGAGCUAUUUUGGGGGAUUUCUUCGCCAUUGGAGCUCGGGAAUCAAGCUUGGAGAUGGAGAUUGAAGAUCUAGAUCAGAUUUCUGCAGUCUCUCUCUUCUCUAUGGAGUAACUUCCCUUCACUUAGGUUUUGAGGAACCCUAGUUCCAUGAGUUAGGAUCUUUCUUGUAUGAAGUUUUGGAUGCUAUAUUGUUUGAUUAUAAUCGAAUGAUGCAUGAUUAUUGAGUCAAUUGAAGUCUGAUCAACUUUUCCUGAUUUCUGCUGCAACUUGAGAUAGAUAGAAUCUGAUUAGGUUGCUAGAGUCUCAUCAUUCGGUAGUAGGAGAUUGGCUAUACGAGAGUUAGUCAGUUUACUGCUUUGCACUGGAAUCCAAUUCCAGUAGUGGAGUUCUGUGCUUAUUGCUUCAGCUUUCUAUCCCGGUGAAGACUAGCCGUCUGCCGGAUAGUUAGACUGAGAGGGCUUGGUCAGCUUAAGAGAUUCCAAGCUACUGUCGGAUCUUCCGCAGUUUAAUCAACAGUAAAACAACCAAAAGGAAUUACAACUUGGACCUAAUUGAGGAGCUAGGGGGAAUCAUACCUAAGUGAGUUCACAACUUGUAAUUAGUAGAGUAGUUUAUAAAUCAAUCCUUAAUCUAGUUUGAUAGAUAAUGAACUGAAGCUGAGUAAUAGUAACUCUAGAGACCCGUGGAUUUGAUAUUUAUUACUUGUGCACUAUACUGCAGUCCCUUUCAUUGGUUACACUUGGCCAUUGUUAGGUGUUGUGUUUUAGAGCAUCAAGUUUUUGGCGCCGUUGCCGGGGACUUUCUAGAUUAUUAGGAAAGGCAGAAGUUUGUUACUUUAGCAUUUUUCUUUUCUUUUCCACCCUUGCUUUUCACUUGUGUGUUUUUUGUUUUUGUUGGUGCAGAUCUGAAUCAUGGAUCCUCAUGGCUUCUCCAACCAUUGGGGGUAUCCACCACCAUCCGAGUGGUAUUACCCCGAGACUCCCUGGAGCAAUCAACGAGGAGAAGACUUUGGAUUCGGGUUCCAGUACCAACCCCCUUACUACGGAGAACAAUCAGACCCCUGGGCAUAUCAAGAACAAUCUCAUUACCAAGAAGACUUUCUCCCACAACCAGAAGGGCCAUCAGAGCUGGAGUUAGCCAUGGAGGCCUUCACGGGCCACUCUGCAGAGCCAUGCUACACUUCACUGGAAGAUCCGAACAAACAAUUAAGGCUUCUCGUGGAGCAGUUUGCUCGAGACACUGAGAAAUCAUGCUCCAAGAUGGAUAUUCAAAUCAAAGCCCUUGCCACUUUCGAUCCCUCAUUUCUCCAUGAUAUGGAGGAGACUGUUCAGCACUCAGCGAAGCAAACAGAGUGGGUGGAGCAAAUUUGCUCACAUCUUGCUCAAGAUCACCUUUCUGCUACCACGCUAGAAGAGGUGGAGGAUGACAAAGGCUAUGGGGAUGUUGAGGAGCAUACAGAAGUUAUCACAGAGAACUCCCAUGAUAAUCAUGAUCAGGAAAGUCCUAUGGUUGCAGAUCACACAAUUCCUUAUUUCUGCUCUAACAUGCUGGGCCCGAGCGAGGAGAUGCAAGAUGAUCUCAUUGAAGAAAUUACAUGGCGACUUGCUCUCCAAUCUGUGCUAGAAGAAGAAGAGCAAGAAAGGGUGCAGAAAGAAGUUGUGGAGGAUGACGAAAGUGAAGCAGGAGGAGUUGUUGAUCAUUUCCCAGGGGUGAUAACACAUGAAGAAGAAAGGGGGGUUGAAGAAGCAAUUGGCGUCCAGGCUGAGAACGGAGUUAAGGUGGAAGAGGCCUGCACCGGCCAUGAGUUGCAAGUGAUAUCCCCACCAAACUUUGAGGAACUACUUAGCAAUGACCCAUUUGCAGUGUCUCUUUGCCAGACCAAGGCCACAUCAACAUCGGUCCCUCUUGGUGGACGCGAUGGUGGCCAAUCGAUGCUGUCAUAUCUGGUUUGGGGAAAUGAGACGAGAGAAGAGAAGAAGAGGUCUCGAGGGUGGAGACUUCAUCUGCAUCAAGUACAUGAGCCUUCAUCACCUGCCACACCACAUGCUCGUGACUUGAGACUCCACCUCAUCGACGAGAACCUCAACUUCAAGGAGGUUCUAGCAUGGACCGAAACUUAGGAGCCAUCGUCUGGCUCACGACGUGAAAGAAGCGCUUGUUGGGAGGCAACCCAACUAGUCGGUUUGCAUUUCUUUCUCUAUUUCUCCUCGGUUGAGUCGGUUUUGUUAUUUGAUUUUAGAGUCAAUAACUCAACCUUUGUGAGAUUUUAUGAGGUGUUUGUGUUCUGACUACUCUCUCCUCCUGGAAUGCACCGCCUGCCCCGUCCACCAUCAUUCACCCUUGAUAUGGUAACUUCGUUCUACCCUCCUUAUCUUUCCUCCAUUGAGGACAAUGUCGUGCUUAAGUGUGGGGGGGAUGUUCGAUUAUGUAUGCGGGAGAAUGUUUGGCUGUUUGUGUGCUUGGAGCCUAGUCCACUGUCCAAAUUUUUAAAUUUGAGGGCUCCAAGUACGUGUUUCCUUGCAAAUUACCUACUCAGUAUGCUUUGAAUUGACAGUCUCUAUAGUAAUGUGCAACCUAGGGAGGUAGUGUAGCACUAUGAAGGAUGUUGAAGUAUAAGAUUUUUCCUAUCUUGCUCACUGCUGUGCCAGUUGAUUUUGUGAAUUAGUGGAGCUAGGACCGUUGAAUUCAUGUGAUAAUGGUGACUCUAUUGGGAUUGUGUUAUGGACUCGUGUAUCGAACAGGGGUGCUCAUGUGGAAAAUGGAAAGCAGUUGGUCCUCCAUGUCUAAAUCAUCAAAAAUCUUAAACAUGGGGUAAGCCCAAUGUGUGUGGCACCGUUCAUUGCACAAAAUCGGGUAUUGGAAGAGAUUUUAGUGAUCCUUAGUGGGGUACUCCUACAAGGUGAAGCUAAGCUAUCUCUAGUACAAGUAAAAUUUUCACCCGUUGAACGGUUUGCCUACUCGAGGAUGUGUUUUUAAGGGCACGGAUAGAGCUUCCGACCCCCCUUAAUUUCAUUGACCCUCCACACAAGUUGAGGAAAAGGAGUUAAAAGAAGUACUCUGGCGAGCGCCAGAUGUACAGAAAUUGCUCUUGCUCGACUAAUAAGGGUCGACCGUGCAAAAGACUGCAGUUGGAACCCCCGCUAAGUGAAUAAAAAGAAAAAAAAAGUAAGUAAAAUGAAAGUGAAAAUGGGGUUCCAACGGUGAAAUGAAGUGAAAGAGCACCCCGGUACAACGAGUCAUUGGUUGUGAAUGGUGUGAGUCCCUUUAUCCAUGAACUGACUGUCUUACUUCUACUUCUUCUCAUGGUCCUGGCUUGAGUCUAGUACUCGUAUUGAGAGAGAUAGGGAACGUCUUAGAAGACCACUUGACCUCGUAAGCUGCUAUAUGAUCUAGGAAAUCCUCUACCGACGAUCGGGGUUGUUUGUUGCUAUAGAGGUGUGGAGAGUUGCAUUGGUUUGAGUCAUGUUUGCUUGGGGACAAGCAAACAGUUAAGUGUGGGGGGAUUUGAUGACUCGAUAUUUGCACAUGUUUUCCCCUUUGUUUCUUGAUCAUUUAAGCUUGCAUUGUCACUUCUUUGGCCUAUUUUAUGCUAGGUUGUGUUCCUUUGUCACAUUUCAGGCCCUAGUACAUAAAGUGAAGCGUAGGCGCAAGUUUCAAGUCAAUCGGAGUCAUUUGGCAAUUCGGGAGAAGAAACACGAGCAUGACCUGAGGAAUAAUGGAUUUCUACCUCAUAUAAUGGACAAAUUAUCAUGGAACUUUGUUAUGAAAAGAAAGAGGACGAGACUACGAGCGUCUGGGUUCAAACGGCGACUGAUUUGGAGUCCGGACGAGGGAGAAACGAAGCUUUGAACAGGAGCGGAGGAAGAAUUACGGGCAGGAGAAUUACGACCGUAAUUUACCCUCCCAUGCCCGUAUUUUCACUGCCGAGAGGAGCUUUGGGUGCGCUGAAACUAAACCAAAACGCGUGUUUUGGGCAAAAUACGGGCAUGGAAGAAUUACGACCGUAAUUCAGCCCGUAAUUCGCCCAGAAUCGGGUUUUUGUGGCAGAUUCGAGCCAAAGGAAAGAGAGAGCUGGGGUUUUGGUUCCAAAACACCCAAGGGACGAACCCUAGAGAGAGAGAGCGACUUGGGAACAUUCUUGGAGCUAUUUUGGGGGAUUUCUUCGCCAUUGGAGCUCGGGAAUCAAGCUUGGAGAUGGAGAUUGAAGAUCUAGAUCAGAUUUCUGCAGUCUCUCUCUUCUCUAUGGAGUAACUUCCCUUCACUUAGGUUUUGAGGAACCCUAGUUCCAUGAGUUAGGAUCUUUCUUGUAUGAAGUUUUGCAUGCUAUAUUGUUUGAUUAUAAUCGAAUGAUGCAUGUUUAUUGAGUCAAUUGAAGUCUGAUCAACUUUUCCUGAUUUCUGCUGCAACUUGAGAUAGAUAGAAUCUGAUUAGGUUGCUAGAGUCUCAUCAUUCGGUAGUAGGAGAUUGGCUAUACGAGAGUUAGUCAGUUUACUGCUUUGCACUGGAAUCCAAUUCCAGUAGUGGAGUUCUGUGCUUAUUGCUUCAGCUUUCUAUCCCGGUGAAGACUAGUCGUCUGCCGGAUAGUUAGACUGAGAGGGCUUGGUCAGCUUAAGAGAUUCCAAGCUACUGUCGGAUCUUCCGCAGUUUAAUCAACAGUAAAACAACCAAAAGGAAUUACAACUUGGACCUAAUUGAGGAGCUAGGGGGAAUCAUACCUAAGUGAGUUCACAACUUGUAAUUAGUAGAGUAGUUUAUAAAUCAAUCCUUAAUCUAGUUUGCUAGAUAAUGAACUGAAGCUGAGUAA
This is a messenger RNA of Linum trigynum, 5950 nucleotides long. NCBI's taxonomy places the organism in Eukaryota, Viridiplantae, Streptophyta, Magnoliopsida, Malpighiales, Linaceae. The record is from the annotation of a GenBank genome assembly.